UGUUACCAGGAAGUAGAAGACGCGACGGAGAACGCCAUGACUCUUGAAUUGAUUGAGCUACUGCGUGUUAACGGGCAGUAAAUAGGCAUUGGUACAGGGGACCUGCGUAUCGAGCAUCGAUACACUUAAUCACAAAUCAUGCCCUGUUUGCCCUAGCAAAGCAGAGCUAGCAGCGAGAGCUAGCUUAAAUAACUGUUAACUGUCUCGCUCUACGGAGGACGUUGCAGUAGCUAAUGUAGCUAACAUUAGCUAACCUACACUGGUGAACGAUAGUUAAAUUAUGUCACGAAAAUCGGUCGUAAACUCUAUUUACGCCGAAAUCCUUGAAUAACUGUUGUGGCUGUGGCUUGAAAAUGACAAACACCGUUUUGGAAGUGGGCACGGGCGUGUUCAUCAUUUCGAUCGUUUGGAUUGCAUUUGUUGUGUUUGGGAUGAUGCUGCUGAGAGCAUCUGGAUCUGCGAAGUUAGGCAUUAUCCCCAUAUUUUUACUAGCUCUCACCAUCACUUUGGUGCUCGUGUUUUUCCCGCGCAGCCCAGAAACUACCCCCCCGUUCAAAGAGACAGAGAUAGUGGACUCUUUGUUCAUCGGACGCUACGUGCUGCUGGCAGUGGUGAGUGCAGCCUUUCUGGGGCUGUUGUUCACGCUGCUCCCCUUUCAUUUCCUGGAGCCCGUGUAUGCCAAGGCCUUAAGAACACAGUAGAGCUGCCAGGGUCACAGCUGGCACGGGGAUCGCAUCGCGGUACACAACUUAAGACAAGAGGGGCACGACAAGACGCCCCCUCCACGCCUUUGCCUUAUGUGGAAACGGACUGCAGAAUGCAUCCUAAACAGAGACAGCUGUUUAUGUACAAGCAGCAGUAAAUAUCUAACAGGACCUAUCAUUAAAUGCACAAGAAGAAAAUGUUGUUGUUGUUUCUUUUCAUACUACAGUACUGAAAAAAACCUCCCUCCUCGUUUUAUGUAAUGAAAAAAAGUUACACGAAACUCAUGAUGCGGCGGGGAGAUUUUCUUUGUGUCCUUUCUGACUGUGAAAACAUUAUAAUUGGAAUUAUUUGUAACCUUCUCCAUGACAGUGUCAGUAACAUUAAACAUAGAAAACCAUAACAUUAUAUUAAAUGGCACACAAACAUUGCUGGUAUUUGCAUUUGUAUUCAAGGUUGAUAACAUGCUUUUGUGAUUAAAUAAAAGAUCUGCUCGUCAUCAUCGGCAAAAAAAGGUA
This is a messenger RNA of Gasterosteus aculeatus aculeatus (three-spined stickleback), 1220 nucleotides long. It is a transcript of the gene tmem218, whose product is annotated as transmembrane protein 218. The record is from RefSeq and is a predicted model, not a curated record. NCBI's taxonomy places the organism in Eukaryota, Metazoa, Chordata, Actinopteri, Perciformes, Gasterosteidae.